GCUGAAAAUGGAAACAAGUUUCGACCUAGCUACCAGAAUUUUACCCUAGGAUUAACACCCCUCAUCGAGGCCACAAUCAUGAAUCGUCCUGAUUUAAUUCUACAACAUGUCACUAAUCUGGAACUAUUAGAUAAGGCAGAUGAGCUUGGCAAUACACCUCUGCAUUAUGCGGUGGACACGGGAUUUACACAUGGAGUGGACUUACUCACAAAUCAUGGGUGUCAAAUGGAACUGUUCAAUAUAGAUCAUCUCUCACCUCUUAUGUUGGCCCUGAAAAAGCAUCAUAUCGGAAUUGCCGAAAUGUUAAUUGACAGAGGUGCCUCACCUUAUUCCCUUAACUUGAAAGUGGAAAGCGCCCUUAAUAUGGCUAUCGAAAUGCUCCAAAUUAAUCUGAUUGACAUUAUGCUGGAACAAGACGCUGUUCCUCACAUGAAAAUGCCAGCACUUUAUUCUGCUUGUUCAAAGGUUGCUCAAUGGAAUCUAAUCGAAUACAUCGAUUUACUACUCAACGCUGGAGCAAAUCUAAAUAUCCCAUUCAAUCACGUUGAUCCACCACUCAAUAUUUCUUGCAGUCGUGGUAAUCUUGAAAUGGUGGAAAUGUGGUUGGAACACGGGGCACCAAUAGAGCGCUACGAUUCGGGUGGUUUAACGCCCUUGAUGAGGGCUUCUUCACGCGGUCAUUUUGAAAUUUGUCAAGUCUUGAUUAAUCGUGGCGCACUUGUGAAGGCAGUCAGUUCCGAUGGUCAAAAUACGGCCCUCAGUUUGGCCCUCCAAGGUAAUCACCUCAAUUGUGUCAAUUUAUUAACCGCUUCCUCUGAAAAUGAAGUUGGACAGCGCAGAGGCUACGGUUCCACACCCCUUAUUGAAGCAACGAUUCUCAAUCGUCUCGAUUUGAUGUUCGAGCAUACCUUGAAUGUGGGAAUUUUAAACCAACCUGACGUGUUUGGCAAUACACCUUUGCACCACGCAGUAGAAAGUGGAUUCAUGCAAGGUGUGAUUCAACUUGUAAAUCAAGGAUGUCAGUUGGAACUCUUCAAUUCCAGUCACUUCACACCUUUAAUGUUGGCUCUGAAGAGGCAUCACAUCGCAAUAGCUGAAUUUUUAAUCCACCAAGGGGCCUCACCCUAUUCACUUAACCCGAAAUAUGAAAGUGCUCUUAAUAUGGCCAUCGAAAUGCGGCAAUAUGGCCUGGUUAAAGUUAUGCUAACGCGAGUAGACUUGCCUGUAGUCAAAGUAGCUUCACUUUAUGUGGCCUGUGCAACAGUUGCAAAGUGCGAUGGAGGUGAAUUUAUAGCUCCGCUAAUGGAAGCGGGCGCCAGUCUUCACUUCACUUUGCGGGACAUUGAUCCACCUCUAAAUAUUUCCGCCAGUCGGGGUAAUCCGAGAAUGGUGAAGGAAUGGCUGAGAUACGGGGCAGCGGUAGACAGUUACAAUUUAGAAGGACUUACUCCACUGAUGUCAGCAUCUCAAUUUGGAUAUUUAGAUGUCUGUAAAAUUUUGGUCGAACAUGGGGCUCGUAUCGAUGCAGUUAGCGCUGAUGGCAAAUCUACGCCCAUCAGUUUAGCUUUGGAAACGCGCCAAUUCCAAUGUGCUGCAUUUUUGACCUCCGUUGUGUUUUCCUGCCCAAAUUGA
This is a messenger RNA of Rodentolepis nana, 1632 nucleotides long. NCBI's taxonomy places the organism in Eukaryota, Metazoa, Platyhelminthes, Cestoda, Cyclophyllidea, Hymenolepididae. The record is from the annotation of a GenBank genome assembly.